AUGGGGAAGAAAGAGGCUCAAGAUUCAGAGAUAUCCGACAGUGAAAUCUGGGCCGAUAGUGACGAGGAAUUCAGACCAAAUGUGCCUGAUGAUGAGUUUUAUGGUGAAAAAAGUGGUGUAUUGGAAAACAGUGAGAUCUCAGCUCUGAGGAGAGUCCACGCAAAGAAAGGUUAUUUAGAUGGGCUAUCAACAGCUAAAGAAGACAGUCUUCAAGAAGGUUUUGACAAAGGUUAUCCAUUAGGUGCUUCCAUAGGUAUAGAUGUUGGGAAAGUGAUUAGUAAACUGCAAUUCAUCAGCACCAUGAAUGAGAUUGAUCCAAAGUUGAAAGAUCAAGCAAAAACUUAUUUAGAGUCAGCAAAGGAAGAACUUUUAAUUCAAAAAGUUCUCAAUAGAAGGUACUUUGAUGGUGACUUGAAGUUACCAGAAGAUUUGCAUUCGCUACUUCAAAGGUGGAAAUCAGAUAUUGACGACUUACAAGCUCAAAUAAAACUACAACAAUAA
This is a messenger RNA of Hansenula anomala, 501 nucleotides long. RefSeq names its product Yae1p (gene YAE1). Bases 1 to 501 code for a protein of 166 amino acids. The transcript has a single exon. NCBI's taxonomy places the organism in Eukaryota, Fungi, Ascomycota, Saccharomycetes, Phaffomycetales, Wickerhamomycetaceae. The record is from RefSeq and is a predicted model, not a curated record.